Molecule: messenger RNA, 1414 nt
Organism: Petromyzon marinus (sea lamprey)
Lineage: Eukaryota; Metazoa; Chordata; Hyperoartia; Petromyzontiformes; Petromyzontidae
Source: RefSeq, a predicted model, not a curated record
UUGUGGUUGCACCCGAUUCAAGAGCCGAAUGGCUCACAGGGCUAUACCAAAAUAAAGAAACUGAAACUGAGCCUCUACAUUAGCACCGCUCUCUGGCCCUCCUCCUCUGACCUUCUCCCUCUCUCUGUAACCCACAGGCUGCGUGUGUGCAGAGGGGACUUUUAUGGACCACGAGGGAGUUUGUGUUCCGGGCAUCGAGUGCCCAUGCUACACAGGUCACGACAUUGUCCCGCCUGGGAAAUUCUACUGGGUCGGCGAUCUAGCCUGUGCUUGCGAGUACGGAGUUCUCAGGUGCGAAAACCCCAUCACCAUGCUCGGCGGAAGAAUGCGACGUAAAAGCCCCCUCCAGGUCGAAAAUGCCCUCCAACUCCUGGUUGAUGGCAGCGCCCUGAGAGGCAGGAGCCACGCGAAGGCCUGCGAGAGGACCUGCCAGACCAUCAACUUGCCCUGUCCGCCGUGCGAAUCGGACUGCCCAUGCGGGGAUGGACUCAUCCCAGACGACAACGGCAACUGUAUCCCGCCGGAGGAUUGCCCGUGCCGGCACCACGGCAUUGUCUAUGGCAAGGGGGAUACAAUCAAGGUGGACUGCAACGUGUGCACGUGCGGCAGCGGCGCGUGGAGCUGCAACUCGGCCGAGUGCCCUGGCACGUGCCGCAUGUACGGGGACAGCCACUACGUCACCUUCGACGGCAAGAGGUUCGUCUUCGACGGGAACUGCGACUCCAGCAUCGUGCAGGACUACUGCUCCACAGCCGAGGGCAACUUUCAGAUCAUCACCGGCAAGGACUGCAGCGCUGUGGACUCGAGCUGCUCCAAGGCGAUCCGCUUCUACAUCAAGGAUUACAACGUGGAGGUUCACAUGGUGGCCGGGGAGGUGAUGGUGGUGCCCGUGGCCGGAAAGAUCCCGGCGAUGGUGGAUGACCUGACCAUCCACUCGGUGGGGCUCUACCGCAUCGUGCAGACCGGCAUCGGCAUCAUGGUCAUGUGGGACCGGCGCACGAGCAUCUUCGUCAAGGUCGACUCCAAGUACACGGGCACCCUGUGCGGCCUCUUUGGCAACUACAAUGGGCGCGACAGCGACGACUUGACAGCGGCCGACGGCUCCACGGCCGCGUCCGUGCUGGCGUUCGGCAACAGUUGGAGGAUAAAGGAGAGCUGCGCCACCAUGACAGAGGCGGCGGAGCCUUGCCAGCAGAAUCCGCACCGCCAAGCGUGGGCGCUGCGCCAGUGUCACGUCCUCGCCAGUGACGUCUUCAGCUCGUGCCACGACCACGUGAGUCGCCUACGGACGGCGUGGACGGGGCGGGUGGACCACGCGCCAUUCCUGGAGGCGUGCAUUCGCGACUUGUGCGCAUGCGAUGGCGGCGACUGCGAGUGCUUCUGCACUGCGGUGGCUGCGUACGCCCAGUUGUAG